This is a messenger RNA of Vollenhovia emeryi, 4411 nucleotides long. It is a transcript of the gene Nup154, whose product is annotated as nuclear pore complex protein Nup155. The transcript is spliced from 27 exons. Gene Ontology annotation, molecular function: structural constituent of nuclear pore. Lineage: Eukaryota; Metazoa; Arthropoda; Insecta; Hymenoptera; Formicidae. Bases 130 to 4068 code for a protein of 1312 amino acids. Gene Ontology annotation, cellular component: nuclear pore inner ring; nuclear pore. The record is from RefSeq and is a predicted model, not a curated record. Gene Ontology annotation, biological process: protein localization to nuclear inner membrane; RNA export from nucleus; transcription-dependent tethering of RNA polymerase II gene DNA at nuclear periphery.
AAUUGAAUUUAUUCGAAUGCGAUGCCGGCCCGGCGCGUGUGAGUGCGGAGCGCGGUUGGAGUUACGCUUAAUGUUUUCUACUCGCCUCGAAAGAAUUGUAGCGCGCCCACGUAAUAUUUCCUUUAGGAAAUGAGGAAUAUGACGCUUACAGAAAUGGAGCCACUAAAAAUGCACUUAGAUUCGUUAGAGAUGGCUGGAAAAAUGGUGGAUAAACACAUUAUUGCGGACAGCAAUUUUCCAUCCUUAAUUAAUCUUAUGCGAUACAAUGUGCAAGGUGGACCGACCGUUAGUGGUCUUGAUGAUCACGACUAUCCUAAUUUAAAUGGCGCGUCGUUGACUUUGACAAAUAUUAAUCAAAUGAAGAUACAUAGCAAAAUUCCCUUGCCUUCUGAAGUAAUGGAACACUUUGGCCAUAUGCAAUGUCAUUGCAUGAUGGGUCUUUUUACGGAAAUUUCGAAGGCGUGGCUUACAAUCGACAGCGAUAUUUAUCUGUGGUCGUAUGAAAAUGAGUCUGAUGUCGCUUACUUUGAUUGUUUAAACGAGACUAUUAUAAGCGUAGGUUUAGUAAAGCCCAAGGCAGGAAUUUUCCAGAGUUAUGUCAAGUACUUAUUGAUUCUCACGACAACGGUAGAAAUAACCAUUCUUGGUGUUACGAUACCUGAUGAUGGAGGAGAAAUGCAGUUAGUCCCAGAACCGAUCUUUACUGUUACAACUGAUGGAAUAGGAAUCACUACGAUUGCUAAUACCAGUAGCGGCAGGAUAUUCCUUGGUGGAAGAAAUGGAUCGCUGUUUGAGAUAUAUUAUCAGGCGGAAAGCAGCUGGUUCGGCAAACGAUGUAAAAAGGUUAAUCAUUCGGAAGGUCCAUUGUCAUUUCUAGUACCGUCGUUUGUCACCAUGGCUUUAUCGGAGGAAGAAGCUAUAAUACAGAUAUCUGUGGAUGAUUCACGUAACAUUUUGUAUACUUUGGGUGAUAGGGGUACAAUCACAGUUUGGGAUAUUGAUAACGGUGGCGCAUCUAAAGUCACUUCGUUAUCUCAGGCUUCCCUGGUACAAAAUACUGUCCAUGUUGUUAAAACUCUGGAUAGUAACAAUUUUCGACCUCUUGUAAGCAUAUCAGCCAUAAUGGAAUACGAAUCGGUACACUUGAAUUUGGUUGUUGUUGCGGCAACGGGAACUCGUUUCUACUUCAGCUGCACUUCUGUUACAAAUCCCUCGAGUAGGCCACAAGGUUUACAAUUGAUACACGUCAGAUUACCACCAGGCUAUGCUGCAAAUGCUCCAGUAAUGAGACCACGAAAAGUACAAAUGGCAUAUUAUCGAAAGGGUACCCUCUUCCUUGUUUGCGGUGGUGACACGGAAACUGCAUGGUGUUUAAGUAACGAUGCUUAUCCAUUCACAAAUUUCUUGGCUGAAACACAAAGUAUCUUGCCUCUUGAUAGUCCAGCUUGGGCUAUGGAGGAGAUCAUAAGAGAUUCAGCUAUACAUAUAGAGAAGCAAAGCAGUGCUCAGGGUGAGCCUCCUCUGUUAGUGCGCCAACAUAUGGAACCACCAAGAAAAUUUAUAUUUUUAACAGCACAGGGAGCGUUAAUCUUAAUGCAAGUUCGUCCUGUAGAUAUAUUGAAACAGCUUCUUUUAGAACAACGUGGGCCUGAUACUGAAGUAGUGCGCGCAUAUUUUCAAACACAAUCCUUGGAACAAGCUUGUGCUACAUGCCUAAUCUUGGCGACGCUCGAAAGUUCUCAAAAUGCUCAGUUGUCGGAAUGGGCAACUCGUGCAUUCUUCCUACAUGGUGGUCAAAGAAUAGCAGGGAUUUAUCCAUCAAUUGAUAUGCAUUCUAGCUUUCCUACCAUAAACCCAGAUUUACGUACGUCUACGCCUCGAGUGCCAAGCUUUGAUUCUAGAGUUCAAACCUUUCGAUCACCUACGCAAAUGGGGCUCAGCACAGACAUUGGUUUGCAACAUUUCUCCGCCAAACAUAGUGGGUUAUACUUGUAUGUAGGAAGAAUACUUCGUCCUAUAUGGAAUGUAAGAUGUAUAAAACAAGAAACGAUAAAUAAUAAAAGCGUGAUAUCCAGUACAGUACCAGCAACGCAAAUAGCUUGGAUUUUAGGUCACUUGCAAGCGUUAAAAUCUUUCUUGAACAAAAAUACACGUAUUACAAAACAGCAAAGCACAAGUAGAGGUUUAACAGAUGGUUUUGAAACGACAAUUCAAAGUCAUUUUCAAGAACCAAUUGUGGAAGAAAGAAAUUCGUUGGAUGCUUUAAAAGUUUUCAUCACUCAUGCUUGCGAGGUUUUGGGUUUAUGGAAAAUAUUAUGCGAGAAUCAGCUAAAUAAUAUCAUCAACUGUCUAUCAAAGGAUCAGAUUACUCAAUUUUCUACAGCUACCUUUAGAGACUUGAUACUAAUAGGCCACGAAAUAUCCUCUCUACUCAUUGUUCAUUUGAUUGAUAGUUAUCUUGGGGAUAAUGCAUCGGUAGAUUCCGUAAGUGCGAAAUUAAGAGAAGUGUGUCCCAACUUAUAUAGAACUGAAGAUGCCGUUUGCUCCAAGGCAAAUGAAAUUCUGCUUAAAGCAAAAGGCUGCACUAAUCCUGAGGAAAAAGAACGUUAUCUGCAAUCUGCUUUAAUGCUUUGUAAAGAGGUAGCACCCAGGUUGAAUUUGAAUGCAGUGUGCCAGCAGUUUGUUGCAUGUCAAUUCUACACGGGUGUACUUGAAUUAUGUAUUUGUUGUGCGGAAAGGAUAGAUCCCAAUAAUGCUGCUUCGCAUUAUUAUAAGAACAACGAGCCCAUAGAGGAUCAAGAAGGAAAUCUGGCUUUUACAAAGCGUUUAGAGAUUUAUAAGGAAUUUACCACCAUGUUGGAUCACUUGUAUCAUCAGAGCAUCUCUAAUCCUUUAACACCAACUAUACCGAGCAAGCCAGGACCACCUUUACAAACGGUGUCAAAUACUAUAGUAAUGCCGGCGAAAGAAAUUUUACACGAGAUCAUAGACGAUGCACUGCACGCACCGUGUGAAACUCUCCAUUCUUCUAUUUAUACUUGGAUGAUUGAUAGAGGACUUCACGGUGAAUUAGUUGCUUUUGCUGCGCCUUCGCUAGAAACUUACCUCAAUCGUGUCAAUGCACCUGAAUUACUUUGGCAAUUCUAUGAAAGAAAUAAGAAUCACGCUGCUGCAGCAAAAAUCUUGGAUUCUUUAGCCAGCAAAGUCGGAGCGGAAAUAUCGCUCUCAAAGAGAGUUGAAUAUCUAGCACGAGCAGUUGUAUGUAUGCGAAGCGAUCAGACUGGAUAUGCUCCUUAUCUUGGAAUUUUUUUACGUGAAUUGGAGGAUAAAUUGGAAGUAGCUAGAAUGCAACAACAGAUACUUGAGAUUAUCACCAAUCGGCAAAACCUAUUUGAUACGAUGAUAGUUACAGAUGCAAAAUUGAGAUUAAAUUCUUCAUUACUCGACAUUACACAGUUAUAUGAAGAAUAUGCAGAACCCUUACAACUUUGGGAAUGCAAACUGGCUAUAAUUCAUUGCUCUGGUCAUCAAGAUGACAUGUUGAUUAAAGGCAUUUGGACCAACAUAAUUGAUAACGAAUUAGAAAAUGCAACAGAACCAUCGAAUGAAGAUAAAAUGACCAUCUUGAUGUGUAAAAUUAAUUUACUUGGUCAAGAAUACAUUGGAUCGCCAUAUUGUUUUCCACUUGAUUUUCUAGUAAAACAACUGGAAAUGAAGGCAUGUAAAUAUAAAGUAACUAAUACUAGUAUUAUAACUUCUUUUUUGGAAUUGGGAGUGGCAAUGGAAGAUCUUUUAGACAUCUAUGAUAAAAUGAUUGGUAAAAAUACCCGUAUUUGGUUAAAUGAGGGCAAUGAAUUUCAUCUAAUCGAAUCAACAGCGAACUUGGUAAAUCAUUUCAUAAAAAAUAUGACCGUAAUGAAUAGUUUUGUCAGGAGAAAGAUAAUAACAAAGUGUCAGGAUGUUAUUUCCAAGUGUUUAACAACUCUCUUUAGUAAGCCUAAUGGUGGAGAACUUGAGAGAGAAAUAUCAAAUUUGCGUUCAAUCCAAAGUAUAUUGAACCGUAUGUGAAACCACUUUGGUGAAGAAAAGCACACACAUAUAUGCCAUGCAUAACUUUUCUUUCUCGUGAUAAUGUAUGUGUAUAUGUACAUAAACAUUAUCAUGAGAAAAAAUGCAAAUCUCGUGACUUGUAAGCUAUUUGAUACUUAUUCCUGACACAAAAAGCAAUGCUAUUUAUGAUACCACUGUUAAAUAAAUUAAUUGCUCAACUUUUAUGAAUGUUUAUCAAGAAAUAUACAAUUUAAUCCAGGCAGACUAUUACUACCCAGUCUUUUACAAAUACACAUGUAAAUUCUAACAAUCACAAUACUGUAUAGUGUAUACUAAUAAUAUAAAUUGUCGAAUAUGUAUA